AUGAACUACUUCUGCCAGCCUGGUGUGGAAGUGUUUAUAAACAUUUCACAUGCAAAAAGGGUAGCCAAUAAUAAGAAGCCUCAUUUACAUGUAGCAGUUUUAAAGCUCGGACCAAAUGGAUAUUACUUCGCCAUUGACCCCAACGGCUACGUGCUGCUUCAUCCCAACCUUCAACCAAAGGAUCUCAAGCCUCAGGAACCCAUGACAUUGGACUUCUUGGAUGCAGAACUAGAGGAUGAAGAGAAAGUGGAGAUCAGAAGAAGUAUGAUAGAUGGUCAGGAGGAUCAAAAGAGAGUCCGAACACUUUUGAAGUCUCAAGAUGAGCGCUACAUAGACAGAGGCAUCAGAACCUACACUUGGGGUCCAGUCCAUGACACAGACUACAGUCUUGCUUUAGUUCUACCUGAUUACAGUGUCAGCUACAUCAAGGCCACUAUACUAGACACCAUCACUCAGGCCAAAUCUUGGAAACUCUCCGAAAAUUCCGAAGAAACUGUUUCUGAAAGCCUGCAGGUGGACAAAUUUGAAGAGUAUGGAUAUACUUUAAUAGCACCCAGAGAUUACUGCACAGACCUGAAAGCUCAGAGUAACAACAUCACACAAUUUCUCAUCGACUUCAAUGAAUACAUAGACAGAAAGACCCCCAACAACCCGCUGUGUAAUAUGGAGCUAAUAAACAGACUGCUGCUGGACGCUGGCAUCACCGCUGAACUGGCCAAAUACUGGAGCGAACAGGGACUGAAUGAGAGAAUCAAGGCUAAGUUUGUGGCGACAGAUGGCGGUGUCACUAGAGUCUAUCCUGCGAGUGCUGGUUCAGAAUGGACUGAGCAGGCAGAAAUAUACAAGUCUAGUUUCUACAAGAGAAGUCUGGACAACGAUGUUUAUAUAUUUACAUCAGCACCAAAUGCAAACAAUGAAACUCAAGAUUCAGUUUUAGUGAGCAGAGCGAUGGACCUGCGAGUUGAUGAAUUCAUGCUGAAGCCAGCAGUGGUUGGAGUAAAACUGGAUGUACCGACUUGGAUGGAAAGCUUCAUCAAUGCUACGAUUACACCCAAUUGUGUUGGUGAAAUCUGUGGGUGCAGGAGGAGCGAUGUCAAUCUGGACUGCUUUCUUCUGGACGAUGGAGGCUUCCUUGUCAUGACCAAUAAGGAACUCUCUAUGAUCGGACAGUUUUUCGGUAUGAUUGACCCCACCCUAAUGAGAAAUCUGAUAAAUGAAUCCCUGUUCUCAGUCAACAUAACCUACAACUACCAGGCCCUCUGUGAACCCACCAUAGAAUCUAAAGCUGCCGCUGGUCUCAGAUCAGUCUACGUGUGUUUUGGCAAAGUUAUCACCUGUAAAUAA
Molecule: messenger RNA, 1344 nt
Organism: Sinocyclocheilus grahami
Lineage: Eukaryota; Metazoa; Chordata; Actinopteri; Cypriniformes; Cyprinidae
Product: voltage-dependent calcium channel subunit alpha-2/delta-1-like
Exons: 19
Coding region: 1-1344 (447 amino acids)
Cellular component (GO): L-type voltage-gated calcium channel complex
Molecular function (GO): voltage-gated calcium channel activity
Source: RefSeq, a predicted model, not a curated record